GAUUACUCUGACGGGAAAUGGGUGAGGAGCGGCACAACGGAUGCUAUGACAUACGGGGAGGACUGCCCGUUCCUCGACCCCGGCUUCCGCUGCGUGCAAAAUGGGCGAAAUGACUCUUCCUUCCGCCACUGGCGUUGGCAACCUCGCCGCGGCAGCUGCCGCCUCCCUAAGUUCAACGCGACGGAUAUGCUGGAGAGGAGCCGGAACGGCCGGAUCGUGUUCGUCGGUGACUCCAUUGGUCGCAACCAGUGGGAGUCCAUGUUGUGCAUGCUCGCUGCUGCCAUGCCGGCCGGUUCGAGGAUAUACGAGCAGUUCGGGAAGCCUCUGAGCCGGCACAAAGGCUAUCUCUCCAUGGUCUUUGCGGACUACAACCUCUCCGUGGAGUACUACCGCGCACCAAUGCUCGUCAUG
Triticum dicoccoides is the source of this 411-nucleotide messenger RNA. Its product is annotated as protein trichome birefringence-like 8. Gene Ontology annotation, molecular function: O-acetyltransferase activity. The transcript has 2 exons. NCBI's taxonomy places the organism in Eukaryota, Viridiplantae, Streptophyta, Magnoliopsida, Poales, Poaceae. Gene Ontology annotation, cellular component: Golgi apparatus. The annotation marks the transcript as partial. The record is from RefSeq and is a predicted model, not a curated record.